AUGGGAAGGGUUGAGUUCGUGCUUUUCUUCUCUGUUUGUCUGGUGUGCGAUUUGAUUCUCAGUGUUAGGGAUAUGGAUUUGGAAUUGGUGAAUCGGCUAGCUGAAGUUUUGAUUCUUGAUGAUGGAGAUGGCCCUGUUCUUCCUCUUAAUAAGGUCGGGGUUGAAGAAGGUAAAAAGAGGUUAGAUUUGUGUUUGAUUGGGAAAGUUAUUGGCCCUAGACCUGCCAAUAAAGAUGGGAUUGAGAGAGCAAUGAAAGGGGUUUGGAAAAUUAACCAUAGAUUCCAGGUUGAAGAGUUGAGUUCCAAGAAUAUUUUUCGAUUUUUCUUUGGCUGUCGUGAGGAUAGGCAGAGAGUCUUUGGUGGUGGUCCUUGGACAAUUGAUAAACAAUUGAUUUGCUUUGUUAAACCGAUGGGUCUGGGUGAAGUUUCUAAGAUGAAUUUUGAUUUUACUUCCUUUUGGAUCUCUAUCAAUAAUGUGUCAUUAGCUCGUAUGACGGAACUCUUUGCUAGAGAAUGGGGUGAGCGGAUUGGUAAGCUGGAAGAUAUUAAGCUUGUUAAUGGUACCAUGAAAGUGAGGGUAAGAAUGAAUAUUACUGAGCCUCUUAAAAGGGGAUUGAGGGUGGCUAUUGAUGAUCAAGGUAAUGAGGUUUCUCUCCUCUUUCAAUAUGAACACUUACCUGAUUUUUGCUAUGAUUGUGACAUCUUUGGCCACAAGGCUUUAGACUGUCCUCUUAGAGAUUUUGCUGGAGAUAACCCACGGUUUGAUGGUGGGAGGUUCGGUUCAUGA
Messenger RNA from Cannabis sativa, 786 nucleotides. RefSeq lists its product as uncharacterized. The record is from RefSeq and is a predicted model, not a curated record. Bases 1 to 786 code for a protein of 261 amino acids. The transcript has a single exon. Gene Ontology annotation, molecular function: nucleic acid binding; zinc ion binding. NCBI's taxonomy places the organism in Eukaryota, Viridiplantae, Streptophyta, Magnoliopsida, Rosales, Cannabaceae.